Messenger RNA from Pongo pygmaeus (Bornean orangutan), 5715 nucleotides. It is a transcript of the gene SLC15A2, whose product is annotated as solute carrier family 15 member 2. The transcript has 22 exons. The record is from RefSeq and is a predicted model, not a curated record. The coding region runs from base 638 to 2827 and encodes 729 amino acids. Gene Ontology annotation, molecular function: oligopeptide transmembrane transporter activity. Gene Ontology annotation, cellular component: membrane. Gene Ontology annotation, biological process: oligopeptide transport; transmembrane transport. Lineage: Eukaryota; Metazoa; Chordata; Mammalia; Primates; Hominidae.
UCUUGUUGCCCAGGCUGGAGUGCAAUGGUGCAAUCUCAGCUCACCGCAACCUCCGCCUCCCGGGUUCAAGUGAUUCUUCUGCCUUAGCCUCCUGAGUAGCUGGGAUUAUAGGUGCCCGCCACCACACCCAGCUAAUUUUUUUUUUUUUUUGUAUUUUUAGUAGAGACAGGGUUUCACCAUGUUGGCCAGGCUAGUCUUGAAUUCCUGACCUAAAAUGAUCCGCCUGCCUGGGCCUUCCAAAGUGCUAGGAUUAUAUGCGUGAACCACCGCGCCUGACCUUGGAAUCAGUUUUUCAAUCUGUGCUCGAGGUGUUGUGUUCUUAACUAUCUUCUACUCCUUUGCUAAGAUAAUCUUUCUUAAACAUAGAUUUUCUAAUCAGUUCUCUAGCAUUGUUUCAUUCUAUCUUUGGCAUGUUUUCACUUUGCUGUGCUGUACUUUUACACAUUCUUUUUAACUAUAGCUUCCUGCUUUGCUCUGGAUCAGGAAGCUAUUGAAGCUGACACCCACAGAGUUAAACUCAGUUGCUGAAGCCACCGGCUCCCCCUCCCAGUCCUCCUUUUCAGAGUAGGCUGGCAGCUGUCCUAACUGCCUACUAAAGCCAAAUGCUUGAGGAGAGAGAGAGAGUAAGGAGCCAGCCAUGAAUCCUUUCCAGAAAAAUGAGUCCAAGGAAACUCUUUUUUCACCUGUCUCCAUUGAAGAGGUACCACCUCGACCGCCUAGCCCUCCAAAGAAGCCAUCUCCGACAAUCUGUGGCUCCAACUAUCCACUGAGCAUUGCCUUCAUUGUGGUGAAUGAAUUCUGCGAGCGCUUUUCCUAUUAUGGAAUGAAAGCUGUGCUGAUCCUGUAUUUCCUGUAUUUCCUGCACUGGAAUGAAGAUACCUCCACAUCUAUAUACCAUGCCUUCAGCAGCCUCUGUUAUUUUACUCCCAUCCUGGGAGCAGCCAUUGCUGACUCGUGGUUGGGAAAAUUCAAGACAAUUAUCUAUCUCUCCUUGGUGUAUGUGCUUGGCCAUGUGAUCAAGUCCUUGGGUGCCUUACCAAUACUAGGAGGACAAGUGGUACACACAGUCCUAUCAUUGAUCGGCCUGAGUCUAAUAGCUUUGGGGACAGGAGGCAUCAAACCCUGUGUGGCAGCUUUUGGUGGAGACCAGUUUGAAGAAAAACAUGCAGAGGAACGGACCAGAUACUUCUCAGUCUUCUACCUGUCCAUCAAUGCAGGGAGCUUGAUUUCUACAUUUAUCACACCCAUGCUGAGAGGAGAUGUGCAGUGUUUUGGAGAAGACUGCUAUGCAUUAGCUUUUGGAGUUCCAGGACUGCUCAUGGUAAUUGCACUUGUUGUGUUUGCAAUGGGAAGCAAAAUAUACAAUAAACCACCCCCUGAAGGAAACAUAGUGGCUCAAGUUUUCAAAUGUAUCUGGUUUGCUAUUUCCAAUCGUUUCAAGAACCGUUCUGGAGACAUUUCAAAGCGACAGCACUGGCUAGACUGGGCAGCUGAGAAAUAUCCAAAGCAGCUCAUUAUGGAUGUAAAGGCACUGACCAGGGUACUAUUCCUUUAUAUCCCAUUGCCCAUGUUCUGGGCUCUUUUGGAUCAGCAGGGUUCACGAUGGACUUUGCAAGCCAUCAGGAUGAAUGGGAAUUUGGGGUUUUUUGUGCUUCAGCCGGACCAGAUGCAGGUUCUAAAUCCCCUUCUGGUUCUUAUCUUCAUCCCGUUGUUUGACUUUGUCAUUUAUCGUCUGGUCUCCAAGUGUGGAAUUAACUUCUCAUCACUUAGGAAAAUGGCUGUUGGUAUGAUCCUAGUGUGCCUGGCAUUUGCAGUUGCAGCAGCUGUAGAGAUAAAAAUAAAUGAAAUGGCCCCAGCCCAGUCAGGUCCCCAGGAGGUUUUCCUACAAGUCUUGAAUCUGGCAGAUGAUGAGGUGAAGGUGACAGUGGUGGGAAAUGAAAACAAUUCUCUGUUAAUAGAGUCCAUCAAAUCCUUUCAGAAAACACCACACUAUUCCAAACUGCACCUGAAAACAAAAAGCCAGGAUUUUCACUUCCACCUGAAAUAUCACAAUUUGUCUCUCUACACUGAGCAUUCUGUGCAGGAAAAGAACUGGUACAGUCUUGUCAUUCGUGAAGAUGGGAACAGUAUCUCCAGCAUGAUGGUAAAGGAUACAGAAAGCAAAACAACCAAUGGGAUGACAACCGUGAGGUUUGUUAACACUUUGCAUAAAGAUGUCAACAUCUCCCUGAGUACAGAUACCUCUCUCAAUGUUGGUGAAGACUAUGGUGUGUCUGCUUAUAGAACUGUGCAAAGAGGAGAAUACCCCUCAGUACACUGUAGAACAGAAGAUAAGAACUUUUCUCUGAAUUUGGGUCUUCUAGACUUUGGUGCAGCAUAUCUGUUUGUUAUUACUAAUAACACCAAUCAGGGUCUUCAGGCCUGGAAGAUUGAAGACAUUCCAGCCAACAAAAUGUCCAUUGCAUGGCAGCUACCACAAUAUGCCCUGGUUACAGCUGGGGAGGUCAUGUUCUCUGUCACAGGUCUUGAGUUUUCUUAUUCUCAGGCUCCCUCUAGCAUGAAAUCUGUACUCCAGGCAGCUUGGCUAUUGACAAUUGCAGUUGGGAAUAUCAUCGUGCUUGUUGUGGCACAGUUCAGUGGCCUGGUACAGUGGGCCGAAUUCAUUUUGUUUUCCUGCCUCCUGCUGGUGAUCUGCCUGAUCUUCUCCAUCAUGGGCUACUACUAUGUUCCUGUAAAGACAGAGGAUAUGCGGGGUCCAGCAGAUAAGCAGAUUCCUCACAUCCAAGGGAACAUGAUCAACCUAGAGACCAAGAAGACAAAACUCUGAUGACUCCCUAGAUUCUGUCCUGACCCCAAUUCCUGGCCCUGUCUUCAAGCAUUUUUUUCUUCUACUGGAUUAGACAAGAGAGAUAGCAGCAUAUCAGAGCUGAUCUCCUCCACCUUUCUCCAAUGACAGAAGUUCCAGGACUGGUUUUCCAGUACAUCUUUAAACAAGGCCCCAGAGACUCUAUGUCUGCCUGUCCAUCAGUGAACUCAUUAAAACUUGUGCAGUGUUGCUGGAGCUGGCCUGGUGUCUCCAAAUGGCCAUGAAAAUACACACGUAUAAUGGAGAUCAUUCUCUGUGGGUAUGCAAAGUUAUGGGAAUUCCUUUAUAGGUAACUGCCAUUUAGGACUGAUGGCCCUAAUUUUUGAGGUGCUGAUUUAGAGGCAAAAUUGCAGAAUAACAAAGAAAUGGUAUUUCAAGUUUUUUUAAUAAGCAAUGUAAUUAUGCUAUUCACAGGGGCCUCAAGAAUUGGUAUGUAUGAUGUGAUCUGGUCCAGCCAGGGCCUGGUUUGUCCGCUAUCUAGGUUUGAUAUGACUUUAGUAAAUUUGUCAAUAUAGAUGGUAGGAAGCAGAAUGCCAUUUUAUUAAAACACAGGAGAAGUUAUAUCUUUCUAAUUAUGAUAGUAUUUUAUUUACUUAUCCAAAUACUCCUUUCUCAGUAUGGAUAGAUAAUGGAAACCAGAUUAGAGAUAGUAAACAUUAGUAAACAUGGUUCUGGAGAACAGGAACAGGUGUAAGUUGUAGAAAUCCUGAAGAGCCAGUCAUUCUUUUACAGACUACAUUCUUCUUAGCCUCUAUGGCGCUGGUCUAUGCCCUUCAGUGAACAGUUGUAUAAACAAUAAUUAUAAUUUGCAACCUUGUCUUGUCAACCUUGCUGACCCAGCUUUUUAUUAUUACACCUUGUCUUGCUUAUUGCAGCAAAUAUUCAAUAACAACAAUGUUUCUAUAAGUCCAACUUCCUUUAUUAAUGUUUCCAUUUAGCCUCAAAAAUAUCAAAGUAGUAGUUCCUUUUUAAUAUUGUUUUCCUGAUUUACUUUUCCCAUAAGUUUUAAAUACCAUUUCUGCCUUGAAGCCUAGAAAUUUUCUUUUUAUUAAAAAAAAAGUUACAUUAAUGCUCUAGGUUUGAGGUUCUAAAAUGGAAAUGUCAAUAGAGGAGCAUGGUCCUAUGUGAGGUUCCUAUCAAAAUUUGUGGGAGUAGGGAUGGUAGAGCAUGAGGGUUUUAUUUGUGUAUGUGUAUGGUCAUGAAAAAAAAUUGAGAAACAUUACCUCACACACAAUGAAUGAAUCAGAGGACAGACACGGGAAUGACAUGACUGUGCAGUGUGUUACUAGGAAAAAAGUUCAGAAUCACUGUUCUAGAGAGCUUCAUUUCCAUUGGUUUUAAAACAUUAUUCUCAUGUAGAAUAGUGUUGGGUCUCAUACUGUUAAUGUUAAUAGGUAACAAUGUUCAUGUUAACAAGCACCUGUUAAUAUUAACAGAUAAUGUUACCGUUAACAGAUAAGAGAAAUUGCUCUAAGUGCCCAAACUUUAUAUACUUCAGUUUUAAUGACAAGCAUUUCAGAAGUAUAAGAGCAGCAGCCAGACCAACCAGUUUUUCCAGAUAUCUUGAUGUGAACCUGACCCUACUUGUUUAGAAGACAGCCUGUUCAUUUUUAAAUAGCUUUAACCCAAACUGUUCUAUGACCAUUGUUUCAAGAGACAUUAACACAGUUCUGUAAAUAGAAGUGUCUAUGGACAAAUAAGUUUGGGAAAUGUGGCAUACUGUAUCCUUUUCUUAACAUUUGCAUAUUAAAGACUCUGAGAUAUCCUGCAGUAAAGACACAAGAUACCUUGUUUAAAUUAACAUGUUUAGUAUUCUGCAGAACAUUGGUUUAGAAAAAACUGUUGAGCAGUUCUUCUUUGUAAGUGCUGAGCUUCCUCUCUGAAACCUCCUACCAUUGUUUUUUUUUUCCCCCUGUAGCUAACAAGAAUAAGUAUAACAGCUGGCCAGGCACAGUGGCUCACGCCUGUAAUCCCAGCACUUUGGGAGGCUGAGACAGGUGGAUCACCUGAGGUCAGGAGUUUGAGACAAGCCUGGCCAACAUGGUGAAACUGUGUCUCUACUAAAAAUACAAAAAUUAGCCAGGUGUGAUGGCAGGUGCCUGUAAUCCUAGCUACUCAGGAGGCUGAAGCAGAAGAAUUGCUUGAACCUGGGAGGCGGAGGUUGCAAUGAGCCGAGAUUGCGCCAUCACACUCUAGCCUGGGGGACAAGAGUGAGACUUCAUCUCAAAAAAAAAAAAAAAAAAAAAAAAAGAAUAUGUAUACCCCCUUUUUCAUGUGUCAGAUGUUUAGCUAUUUGGGGAGAACUUUCAUGGCUCUUCCCUAAUCAUCAAGUAUUCAAGGUAAAGAUUCUCGGUUCCUGUAAUUGUUCCUCACCAGGCAUAAUUUGUCCUUUUACCAUCCUACUUUCUCUCUUCUGAAAAACAUUCUUUAUCUGAAAUACAGCAAUUAAUAUUAAGAUAUCUUAAUAUGAAAUACCUGGAGUCAAAUAUAACAUUCCAAAGUAGUCUGACUGGAAGAACUAGCACCUGCCUUUCUUCAAACAAUGCACUUCUGUUAAUGCAGUGUAAGGUAACAUGAGUUGUUUUUGGAAACUACAUCAUAAUGUGGGCUUACAUUCUAGCACUUAUCACCUAAUGACAGGGAUACAUUUGAGGAAUGCAUUGUUAGGCAAUUUUGUCAUUAUGCAAACAUCAUAGAGUGUACGUACACAAACCUAUGGUACAGCCUACUACACAUCUAAGCUAUAUGGUGUAGACUGUUUCACCUAGGCUACAAACCUGCACAGCAUGUUACUGUAUUAAAUGCUGUAGGCAAUUGUAACACAAUGGUAUUUUUAUACUUAAACAUAU